UCAUAAGGAAAACUGUAUGGACACAUAAAAGUUUCUCGAAAUCAAACAUAAUGAGAUUGAGAACACAUCAAACUGGUUCCUAAAGAUAUAAUACUAUAAAAAUAAAAUAACUCCCAUUUGAAUGCUGACCAGUCUGCGGACUCCUCAAUUAUCUAUGUUGCUCACGACUCCUAUAAUGUCUUCAUCUAUCACUCGGCAUUAUUUAAUAAUAAAACGAUGACUAAAUAGGAAAAAACACGACUGAGAGUAGGAAUAGGCACGGAACAAUUUUUCUUUUUGUUCGAAUAAUCCAUUAUUCGGGUCCAAUUCAAUUCGUAGUUAGUCGGAUAUUCGGUCCAUGGAUAUAAAUCGUACAAAUGAAAAAACUUUUAAAAAGUCCAAAAUAAUAUCAGUAAUAUUUUAUCAUAAAAAUAUUCUAAAACUUACACAAAAUAUAAUAUUUCUAUAACUUAUACAUCCGUUCUUACAAAUAUUAAUAUGAAUAAUUUUUUUUGUUUUUAAAUGGAUACUGAAUAGUAACAUUUGUUUUAUUUCAUAAACUAUAUCUAGAUUUUUGGUUUAAAUCAAAAUAGACAAUGAAUCAAAUAAAAAUGUACAGAUAUUUUUCAAUCAUAAAUAAGAGAAAAAUCAAAACUAAGAAAUGAAGAUGUCAAUUUCAAAGCGAAGAGAAGAAAAGUAAAAGCACAUACAAUGAGCACAAGAUUAAUGAAAUGAAAGUAGGAUUAGAAAAAGCAAGUAAGUUGCACAAGUGCAGACGAUGGAAGUUGACUUGUGAUUUAUUAGUUGCCGACGACUAUUUCCAAAAAUAAUUAUUUUCGAAAACAAAUUAACAAAACAAAACAAAAAAAAAGAGAGAGAGAGAGAAGAAAAAGACAAAAAGGAACGGAUCUUUGUUCCUUGUUUCCUUGUUUCUUCUUCGUAUAAUCGAAGAAAGCUCUGACAUUUCCAAAAAUCUCGCCUCUCCAAAUUUCUUUCCUUUAAAAGUAAAAUCAAAACCUUUUUUCUUUCAGUUUCUGUAGCGAGGAGAUGUGAAGAGUCUUUACACUCAAAGAGCGUGAAACCUUGAAUCGAUGCAAAGGUUUCAAAGUCUUAACAACAACCAAACAAAAAAAGGUUUCAAAGUCUUAACAACAACCAAAAAAAAAACUCAUUCCUUUCCAUAAUUAGAAAGUUUAGACUUUGAUUCUCCAAAAGAGGUUUUUUAAUUUGGUCGACAUAAGAAGAAGAAGCUGGUGGUGAUGGAGAGUCAGGAAGAAGAUGAUUGGUUCUCAGAUGCACGUGAAGAGGUAUCCGAUUACAACUCCCAAGUGGAAGAAGAAGAAGAAGAAUUUGUUCAAGCAAGUGGCGAUUUAGACCUCUGGACCAUGAAUCCCGACAGCGUUACUAACCGUCGUCACAAGUUUUUCCAAUCUAUGGGUUUCAGUUUCAAAAAGAGAGACCUCCUUCUUCCUUGUCCGGGAGACGACGACGUUAUCGUUCCCGUCUCCCAACCAUUGAACUCUGUCUCUGAGGAGGAGGAGAAGUUGUUGAGGAACGAAUCUAUCUCCUCUCAGUCCGAUACAUCCUCUGUUUCAUCUUCUCGUUUCAGAGGAGGACGGUUUCUGGACCGGGCCAAGCACAUUGAUGAUCGUAUCUUCUUGACCAGAGACUGUUCCAGUAACAGCGAGGGAUUGAGCGAGUCUGGUUCCAGUAGUAGUAGAUCCGCAGAUUUACAGAGCUCUCCGUCUAGUCGCUACGAGGAUUCGCCUAAGAAGGGUGGCGCUGCUAAAGGGUGGUUGAAGAAGUUAGGUGUCUUGACUCAUCUUCUUGACGUUGACGUUGACGGUGACAGUGAUGGAUCUUCUCUUGGAUCAUCGACUAGAAGACAACUAACUCGAGUCCAGUCUUUCAAGAAGCAGUUCAAGGAGCUCUCGUCUCUAUGCGUAGGACAAGAGUUCUCAGCGCAUGAUGGAUCCAUUGUAGUCAUGAAGUUUUCUCACGAUGGCAACUACUUAGCCACCGCUGGUGAGGACUGCGUUGUGAGAGUGUGGACCAUCGCGGAAGAAGAGAGGAGAGACAGUAUGUUUGAAGUGGCUGACUCUGAUUCCAGUUCAAACUGUGUUUACUUUGGGAUGAAUGACAAGUCGCAGAUUGAGCCGUUAAGCAUUGAGAACGAGAAACUCGAAAAGAGUAGAAGAUUGUUGAGGAAGAAGUCAGAGUCGACAUGCGCCGUGUUGCCUUCGAAGGUCUUUACUAUAUCUGAAACCCCUCAGCAUGAGUUCCGGGGACAUGGUGGUGAAGUCUUGGAUCUUUCCUGGUCGGACAAAGGGUUUCUACUAUCAUCAUCAGUGGACGAGACUGUUCGUUUAUGGCGAGUUGGCGCUUCUGAUGAAUGCCUCGGAGUUUUCUCUCAUAAGAGUUUUGUGACUUGUGUGGCAUUCAGUCCUGUGGAUGACAAUUACUUCAUAAGCGGAUCGACUGAUGGGAAAGUCCGUAUUUGGGAUGUCUCUAGUGUCAGGGUUGUUGACUAUACAGAUGUAAAAGAGAUUGUUACAGCUUUGUGCUACCGCCCUGAUGCUAAAGGUGUAGUUGUAGGUUCCAUGGCUGGAGAUUGUCUCUUUUACCAUACAAUUGAUAAUCAGCUGGAACUGGAUAGAGAGAUCAGUUUACAUGGGGGGAUGAAGAAGAAUAAGAAGAAGGUUCCUAGUAAAAGAAUCACUGGUUUUCAGUUUUUCCCCGGUGAUUCAGACAAAUUAAUGGUCACUUCUGCUGAUUCUCAAAUCCGAAUUAUCUGUGGAGUUGAUACAGUCUGCAAGCUUAAGAAAGCUUCAAGUCUUAGGACAACACUGAGCCCAACCUCUGCUUUGUUCACAUCGGAUGGGAAACACAUUGUGUCAACAAUAGAGGACUCAGGCAUUCAUGUUUGGGACUACUCUCAACCCAACAAGAAAGCUGCUUCUCCUCCUCAGAAACCCAAAACUAUCAGGUCUUAUGAGGGAUUUCUCUCAGACAACGUCUCUGUUGCCAUACCUUGGCUAGGCCAGGGGAAAGAGGAGGAUAGUGUCUGCAGUUUCAUUGCUGAUUUGGACAAAAAGUUUGCUCACUUGCCUUUGCCAGUGAGGGACUGUUUCUCUCAAGUGAAAGGAGCGACAACUUGGCCCGAAGAGAAGCUAGGAGUAGUAGCAGGUUCCGCUGCAGCAGCCAUUUCCGCUACGGCCAGCAGCAGAUCCAAGCUGAGGCUACUGAGGAGCGUCUGCCAGAACGUAAACAACACUUGUACGCCUCACCUGUGGGGGCUAGUGAUUGUGACAGCAACUUGGGAUGGUAGGAUCAGAGUGUUCCAUAACUACGGUUUACCAAUUCGGGUCUGAAGCAGAGUGUAUACAUUUGCAAACUGUUAGUGUAGAAUUAUUUGAUUUGAUUUGAUUUGAUAGAGCUCACUUAAAGCCUUCAAAGAGCAUGAGCUAAAGUGGGUCUCUUUGUAUUUGGUUCUAUAUGUAUAGGUGUGAGUGACACAUUAUUAUUAUCAUUAUUAUUGUGUGUACACACUGGGAAUUAAUAUACCACUCUUAACCGUGGUUUGAAUUUGUCAAUAACACAUAAGAUGUUACAAGA
Molecule: messenger RNA, 3594 nt
Organism: Brassica rapa (field mustard)
Lineage: Eukaryota; Viridiplantae; Streptophyta; Magnoliopsida; Brassicales; Brassicaceae
Molecular function (GO): protein binding
Source: RefSeq, a predicted model, not a curated record